AUGUAUUUGCGGCAUGCCAGCACUCAACCUGCCAGAAAGCGGCCCAAGCAUGUCAUCAGUGAUCUGAGCUGUCGAACAUCAUACGGCUCUACCGGUCAGCGUCGGAGAUAUGUGCGGGGAGCCGCUACAAUGCUCGGAAGCGGAUCGGGAGAGCGGAAGUUGUUUUCGGAUGCAGGGUCCUCGUCUCUUUUCCAAUUCGGUCUGCGGCUGGACUUUGCGAAAGCGCUGUCGCGGAUGUACCGCCAAGAAGUACCACAGUACGCAACUCUACAGACAUUGGUGGACAAGGUCAACAGCAGCUCCGACACGAAAAUUGCCCUGACAGACUUUCCUCGGCAUGGCGCCGUGCGUCUUGCCUCGCUUUCUGAGCUGAGAGUAGCCUCAAAAUUCUUCAAAGUGAUGGGUAUGGUCUCUGUUGGUCAUUACGACCUCUCAGCAGCCGGGUUACCGAUUCAUGCCACAGCCUUCAGACCAAUAACGCAAGAAGGUCUUUCAGUAGCGCCCUUCCGGUUGUUCGUUUCGGUCUUGCGGCCGGAACUGCUUACUGAGUCGCUACAGCCGCUCGCCAGAUCACUCCUCAGCAAGCGUUCUUCAGUCUUUAGCCAGAGGACGAUCGAUCUUGCAGACCUUGCUCACUCAAAAGGGGGAUUGACUGCCUCGGAAGCAAAUGAAUUCAUUCAAGGGGGCUGUGAGACACUCGCUUGGAGAAAUCAAGUGUCUCUGACAAAGAAAGAUUACGACACACUCAAGGCCGACAUGAAUGGAGAUUUACUCAUCGAUAUCAUGGCUUUUCGUAACCCACAUCUGAACCACCUCACUCCUGCGACAAUGAAUAUCGACGCCGUCCAGAAGGGUAUGCCAAAUGUCGGUCUGCAGCCAAAGGAUCGGGUUGAAGGACCUCCGGAGCGCAACUGCAACGUUCUGCUGAGGCAGACGAGCUUUCUGGCAGUUGACGAGGGUAUCGUGUUUGACGAGGCAGCAGACAAGGGAACGAGAGGCAGCCAUAGUGCACGCUUCGGAGAGAUUGAGCAACGAGGGGCUGCGCUGACCUCUAAGGGGAGGAAACAGUAUGACGAAGCCAUGUCCGAGGCGAUGCGAGCAAAGCUGCUGGUGGAAGGCAAAGAGCUUGCUUUCAGAGACUUGUUCGACAAGUCACUGCCCGACGACUGGGAAGCUUUGAGGAGCAAAGGGCUCAUCUGGGUCGAGUACGGCCUCACCGAGAAAGGAAAGGAGCAAGGAAAGUCUAGCGGUGCCAAAACACUGCAAGAGGCCGUCGAGAAGGGACUGGUUGUGUGGCAGCCGAUACAGUACGAGGAUUUCUUGCCAUUGUCAGCAGCCGGAAUCUUCCAGAGUAACCUGCACCACGAUUCAGCAGUCAAGGUGCAGAAGUCACCUGAACACGCUCUCUCCGAAUCGAAACGGCAGCUGAGGGAGAUUCUGGGUGAAGAGGGGAUGAUCGAUGAGAUGAAGCUGUAUGAGGAACAGCAGACGGCCAGCAUUGAGAGGUGCUGUGAAGCCCUGGGAGUUUCAACUUAA
Molecule: messenger RNA, 1536 nt
Organism: Diaporthe amygdali
Lineage: Eukaryota; Fungi; Ascomycota; Sordariomycetes; Diaporthales; Diaporthaceae
Exons: 2
Coding region: 1-1536 (511 amino acids)
Molecular function (GO): oxidoreductase activity
Source: RefSeq, a predicted model, not a curated record